AAUUCUAGCAUAAGAGCCCUAAUUCUUUCAAUCAAUCAUUACCGAGGGGAUGGAGGCGCACUGCGCUGUGAUGGUGCGAAUCCGCGGCCCAGAUCCAAAGUCGCGGAAGAUGCUGCGCCAUGCUUUCCACGCAUCAGAAUCGGGCGAGACUACUCUCUCGGCAUCCGGUUUGCUGCUGCCGAUCGCUGGAAAAUCCGUGGUGGCGGUGACUUGCGCUUCGAUCGUGGAGCCGUAUCUAUCGCCUAGCGAUCUUGCGGACCAAGACUCGAUCAAACUUGUUCGAGGCGCGACUCUAGAAGUUCUUCUGCAAGCUCCUCCUAGCUCAAAUGAAUUUGGAUCCAGACCACUUUGGCUUCCAGCGCAAAUUUUAAAACUGGUGCUUGUGAAGCGGGCAUCAGAAGCGGUGAGAUCCUUACUCGACGUGCAAGGAGGCGAUGAGUUGUGGGAAAUGGGCUGGAGUGUGGCAAAUCCUCAAGAAUCUCGUCCGGAGAAUGCCACAGUGAGCGAUUUUUCUCGCAGCAAAGAGGGUGCUGUGCCUAAGACCACAGCUACGCUAGCAGCAGCUUUUACAAGGAUAGCUGUCCUCAGCGUGCAAGCAAAUACUACGGAACUGGUGCUCUCAAAUGUUUGUACCAAAGGCGAUUUUGUCCGCGCAAUUGGAUCACCUUUUGGUGCGCUAUCACCUCUGCAUUUUUUUAACAGCGUUUCGGUUGGCAAUGUCUCCAAUUGCUGGCCGUCGUCAUCUAGGCUCAUUUUAAUGGCUGAUAUCCGUGCUCUUCCUGGCAUGGAAGGUGGUCCUGUUUUUGAUGCUGCUGGUAAUCUUGUUGGGAUUCUUCUUAGGCCACUGCGUCAGCGCAGUUCUGGAGUUGAAGUUCAACUUAUCUUACCAGCCAAGGUUCUAGUGUCAGAACUGGAAGAACUUGGUUUCAACGUCAUGUACAACAUCUUUGACAACGAGAAGUUGCAAAGUAAUAAACACAUUCAAAUGGCACUUUCAUCAGUAGUUCUUCUAACAACAAGCAACGGAAGCUGGGCAUCAGGAACUCUUCUCAACAAGUCGGGCCUUAUAUUGACAAAUGCUCAUCUUUUGGAGCCGUGGAGGUUCAGAAGGUUAACAGUUGAUCCGUCGAACCCUUUGCUUCGGGACGAUUUUCUAGAGGUGGCCAACGUAUCAAAUCGUGGCCAGUAUUCACCCGUUCAAGUACGUCUCGAGCGCCAACAGCGACGUUCUUGGCAUUUUGCGACAGUAGUAUUUGUCUCGCAUGGACCACUGGACGUUGCUCUCUUGCAACUCACCUCGGUGCCUUACGAGCUCGAACCAAUUCCAGUCGACACCACAGAGCCAGUUCCUGGAUCAGCAGUAGCUGUGAUUGGCCAUGGACUUUUUGGGCCCCGAACAGAGCUAGGACCCUCUAUAACAAUCGGAGUUAUCUCACGAGUCGUGAAUAGCCGCGAGAUCGUUUCAAACCCGCAAGAGUGUGAAUCAAACACACCUGUGAUACUUCAAACGACUGCCGCUGUUCAUCCCGGUGGAAGUGGUGGCGUCGUGGUUAACAGCCAAGGUCGUAUGAUCGGCUUGGUAACAAGUAACGCAAAACAUGGUGGAGUCACAGUGAUCCCAUACUUAAACUUCAGCAUUCCUUCGGCAGCAUUACGCCCAGUGCUCCGGUUCGCCGAGUCCGAUGAUUUUUCACUGCUCUCAGAGCUCGACAAGAAAGACACUGGAUUGUCUGCCGUGUGGUCGAUGGUGGAUCCUCUAAAAACCGCUCCUCGGCCUCCUUUUGAUCCCAAGAACCAAGGCAAAGGCUUGCGAUUCGCGAAGUUCAUCGCUGACAACGACAAGCACGCGGGGUUCGAAUCCCUUCCACCGCAAAUCAAGUCGAUGCUCUAGGAGGGAUAUACCGCAUCUGGAAAUGGAAUAUCUCUCGUGGUC
Messenger RNA from Selaginella moellendorffii, 1933 nucleotides. Its product is annotated as glyoxysomal processing protease, glyoxysomal. Gene Ontology annotation, molecular function: serine-type endopeptidase activity. Gene Ontology annotation, cellular component: peroxisome. The transcript is spliced from 14 exons. Gene Ontology annotation, biological process: protein processing. The record is from RefSeq and is a predicted model, not a curated record. Bases 50 to 1891 code for a protein of 613 amino acids. NCBI's taxonomy places the organism in Eukaryota, Viridiplantae, Streptophyta, Lycopodiopsida, Selaginellales, Selaginellaceae.